Molecule: messenger RNA, 3071 nt
Organism: Strongylocentrotus purpuratus (purple sea urchin)
Lineage: Eukaryota; Metazoa; Echinodermata; Echinoidea; Camarodonta; Strongylocentrotidae
Exons: 1
Coding region: 15-2210 (731 amino acids)
Molecular function (GO): hydrolase activity, acting on ester bonds
Source: RefSeq, a predicted model, not a curated record
AUCUCCUCUACAGGAUGGAUUCAGUGAAUAAUCAAGAGCAGAGUGAACCGGUUGCUAUGGAAGUAGUAACGGAUCUAGCUGCGGAGACCGCGAGCGUAAAACAGGAGGGCCCUGAUCCGUUUCAGGAGGCAGCGGUACUCCUGGUACAUGAAGUGUUGGAGUCGGUGACGACGAACCUGCCUAUGGAAGGACCGUCGUCACUAGAGGAAUCCGCGGAUCUGCUUCCCGCAGAACCUGCGGUUCCUCACUCCAUGUCCGUAGGGACACAGACCUUAAGGGGAUCACGUAGAUCCCGUAAAAGAAAGGUCUCCAAGGGUGCUGAGGUCGUGCCUCUCGGCGGGCCAAGCAAGGCUACCAAGGGUGCUGUGGCUCUGACUCCGGUUGAGCCCAGCAAAGCUUCCAAGGCGGCUGCUCGAAAGCAGCGGGGGCGGAGACACCAGUGGUGGGUUGACAGACAGGCUAAGAAGGCAAAGCGUUCUGUACCGGUGGCUACACCAAGGAACCCGCAUUCCUGCGGUUCCGGUGUAAGUCAGGAACGGAAUGUGCCACGUCCCGUUACCACCAGUUUUCCUGUUGUUGGUCGGGGUAGGGGUAUAGCCCCUGUGGCAGGCUCGGAGUCCUCUCCUUUCUCUAGUGGUAUUGCUGCGGUUGGUCGGGGUAGGGGUAUAGCUCCUUCGUCCACCGGCAGGAGUAUUCUUGUUAUGGGUCGCGGAAGAGGGGGUCUUGCCAAUUGGUCUGGCUCGUCCCUUCCUGGGAAGCCUAUUGAGCAGCAUUCUGGGGUAUUGCCGGAACUGAAGCGUCGCCAUCAGAGGUGUCCUAUGGUGGGAUGUAAGCAGACCUCGGCCUACAUCAAACGGCAUAUCCAGCGCCAUCUACCUGGAAUUUUCAAGGCGCAGGAGAUUCAUUCUGGCCCUGGAUUUCAGGGAGUGCUGCGGCGGCGACUUGCUGUUUUGCGCCUUAUUGCACGAUUUGUGAUCGGAGAGGGAGCUGAUGAGUUUGGGCUAGUCAGGCUAGUAAACUCAGGUUGGCAAGCAGAUCGACCUCAUGUGACUGAGGUUGAGUUGCUAGAGAUGAGAGCGAUGAUCGACCAGCAAAACUGGUCGAGAGUGGUUCCCUCUCUACAACCAGUGAACACGCCAGCGGCGUUGGUUCACUUCAGACCCCUGGUAUUUCUGUUCAACCUACUCUCGGAUAUUCAGAGAAGGCAACUUCUAGAGUUAGGAGAGGUUCAGGCAGGAAUAUCUACUCCGCAGGUACCAGCGACAGGUCGACCUGAAGCGGAACCUUAUCACUCACGGGUUUCCGCACCGGUUCCCCGGCCUGAGCUUCGGCCAGCUCGGGGUCGACCUGCAGGACCCAGUGAUACAGCCACAGCGUUUUAUAGGGGUUUCGACGCUCACUUUCACCUGGACCGGAUGCAAGCCUCCAUCGAUAGGUCGUCCAGGGGAAAUCGUAACCCGCUGACUCCAGGGAGGGUUCCUGAUCAUUUUGUCCAUGUUGAGGGGGGAGUGAGGAACUACUGUGACCCAGAGUUCUUUGCGAACCCUUUGCUGGGCCAGAUGCUCGAUAAUCCUCAGGAUGGAGCGUUGUGGCGGUUCGCGGUGGGGAUUCAUCCGAAGAAAGCCUCCAUGUGCACAUCUGAACAUUGGAGGCGGAUGAUGCACUACCUAGCACAUCCCCGAGUGGUUGCGCUGAGCGAAGUCGGGCUCGACUUUUCAGUGCACCGGAACCUGUGGGGGCAGCAGGAGGAUCUCCUGCAUCGCCUCCUGGAUCUGGGGACCCUCGGGAAGGUGCUGGUUAUGCAUCUUCGAGGCCGGCGUGAUGACCCCAUGGGCUAUAUAGUCCACAGGAUAGCUCUGAGGACACUGCGGAGAAAGUGCAUGGUGAGCCAGAGGAUCCACUUACAUUGUUUCUCUGGUGACAUCAGGUUGGUCCGUGAAUGGGCCAAUGCCUUUCCCCUUUGCUACUUUGGAAUUGCAGGUCUCGCAAGGACCUUCAACCAAGAGCAACGUGCCGCAGUGCGCGAGAUCCGCGGGGAUCGUCUGCUUUUAGAGACUGACUCCCCACACCUCAGGGUCCAUCCCGAGUGUGAGUACCAGACUCCUUACUUCCUCGGUGAUGUCGGCAAAUUGGUGGCGGACAUCAGAGGGGUCCCUCUGGCAGAAGUAAUGUCAUCUACUUUUGCUAAUGGACUGAGCCUUUAUUGUUAGUUUCUAUGAUUCAUUAAUUCCAGUCCAUUCCAGUUAAAACAAUCCUGUUUAAUUAUUGCUUUAUUGUACUAAAAUCUAUAAAGCAGUGCAGAUAUUGGAAAGGUUAUUCCUUUACCUCAGUUUACCAAGCUAUACAGCUUUAUUUCGUAAUAGUCUUGUUUAUUCAGCAUUUUAGGGAAGUGGCCUAGGACAAAUUGUCCUCGAAUAAGUUUGACAGGAUUUUCCAUUGUUAUAAAUAACAGGAUUAUUCGUGAUAUACAGGUAACUUCAGGAUUGUUUCGUUGUUACAUCAAUACAGGAUUAUUCAUUGUUGUAUAAAUACAGGAUUUUCUAUAUACUGUUUUGUUUUGGAAUGUGCCUAAGACUCGGUUACUGGACGGUUACCUUGAGUUUAGUGUACUCGCCAAAUUAUGGAUUGUAUCAACGGACUGUGACUGGUUAUUUAGUUUGUAAUUCUUUUUAUAUUGGGCUGGUUUAUAUUGGGUUGGUUCCCCUGGUUUGUUUCUUAGACUCUAAUAGGAGAGUUUUUGAGAUUUUGCAAUAUCUUUGAGAUAUGCUACAAUCUAAUGAACCGGGAGGAAUGUUGUAAAAUGGCAUUUGUUAUGCCAGUUCUCUCAUUGUAUAUUCGUGAACGCGUAGAUACAUGUGUGACCAGGCGCAGGUCAUUUUACCAGAGCGCAGGUAUUUCACAUACAUAUACACAUGUAUGCAUCUUGGAUGCGCUUACGUAUUCGUUUAUCGUCCGUUUACGGGCGCGCGACUCGCGGCAAUGAUCCAACUUCCUAAGCACCGGGUCAUUCGAGAUCUUGAUAGCUGAUGAGUAUACAUGGGAAACCAACUUCCAGCCUAGAGACGAGAAUC